AGCAAACAUUCCUCGCGCAGCUGAGAGUGAGUGAGUGUACAGGGACAUGAUAUCGACUGUCAGUGCUGCUCUUCCCCGCAUACAACAUGGGCUCAACCGCCCUUGCCACCAAAAGCAGAGCCUCAGCUUCACUGCAAAGCCCCGGAGCCGGUUCUGUGUCGUGGAUCGCGUGUAUUUUUGAGAUAUUUGAGGUGUAAAUGUGGGUGAUGGUGCUGUGGACUCAGGACAAGAUGGCAGCAGUAUGAGACACACACAUCUACAUGCUGUGAGUUCAGUCGAAGUGUGUAAAAUGAUCGGAGAAGACCUGGAUUAUAUCUACUGUUAGUCCGUGUGAAAGGUAUGGCCUCACAAGUCUUGGUCUACCCACCACAUGUUUUUCAAACUCAGACAAGUGCCUUUUGUAGUGUGAAGAAACUCAAAGUUGAGCCCAGUAACUGUGUUUACCAUGAGAGGGCCUACCCACAGACUUACUUGAAUGGUAGAACCCUUGGCAUUGCUUACCCGUCAAAAAUCACAGUUUCAUUUAAGACACCAGAUUCUGUGAUCGGCAGAUACCGCAGGCAGGAGUUACCAUUGCAAACGGCUGCUGUACGCGGUGUGCGACGUCAGCAUACCACCACAGCAACGCAGCAGCAAAAAGGGGGUGUCACCUCUCAGGAUAAGGAGCCAGAGCACCAGGAAAAAGGAAAGAGUUGCAGCAGUGGAGCUACAGGGGCAGUUGAAAGGGGUAGGGGAGAGGGAAGCGACAGUCAAGAAGGAGGAGGUGGAGGACAGGGUGAAGGUGACGAAGGUGGUGGAGGAGAGGACGAGGGUGACCGGGAAGACUGUGGAGUUUUUAACUUGCAAGACAGCUCCCACAGAUGCGGGCUGAAACGUAAGAGCGGGGAGCUGGAGAACUUGGGGAGCGCCAUGCAGAUUGUAGAGGACCUGUCAAUGUUACCUGCAAUGUUGCAGUCAAAUUUGGGAAACCCACCAGUUGCGGUCCCAGUGGCAGUCGGUGGAGGGCCUGCAAAGCAAGGUGGAAAUUCCGGAAAUGGGGAUGGAGACUACCAAUUGGUGCAGCAUGAGUUGCUUUGCUCGUUGAAGAACAGCUAUGAGGUCUUAGACUUCCUCGGCCGUGGUACUUUCGGCCAGGUAGUGAAAUGCUGGAAACGAGGCACCAAUGAGAUUGUGGCGGUGAAGAUCCUGAAGAAUCAUCCAUCAUAUGCACGACAGGGCCAGAUUGAAGUAGGCAUCCUGGCACGCCUCAGCAGCGAGAAUGCAGAGGAGCAUAAUCUGGUGCGAGCUUUCGAGUGUUUCCAGCACCGUAGCCACACCUGUCUCGUGUUUGAGAUGCUGGAGCAAAACUUGUAUGACUUCCUCAAGCAGAACAAAUUCAGCCCGCUACCUCUGAAGGUGAUCCGUCCCAUUCUUCAGCAGGUAGCCACGGCAUUAAAAAAGCUAAAGGCCAUGGGACUGAUCCACGCGGACCUUAAGCCUGAGAACAUCAUGCUGGUGGACCCUGUACGGCAGCCCUACAGGGUGAAAGUCAUAGACUUUGGCUCAGCCAGUCACGUUUCCAAAGCCGUCUGUUCGACGUACCUCCAGUCGCGUUACUACAGGGCUCCAGAGAUCAUUCUUGGCCUGCCUUUUUGUGAAGCCAUAGAUAUGUGGUCGCUGGGAUGUGUGAUUGCUGAACUCUUCUUGGGCUGGCCCCUCUACCCAGGAGCCCUCGAGUUUGACCAGAUCCGCUACAUUUCUCAGACACAGGGUCUGCCAGGAGAGCAUCUGUUAAAUGUGGGGACAAAGACGUCUCGCUUCUUUUGCCAGGAGUCAGACUCUCCGUACGCAGCCUGGAGACUUAAAUCCACAGAAGAGCACGAGACAGAGACGGGGCUGAAAUCAAAAGAAUCCAGAAAGUACAUCUUCAGCUGUUUGGAUGACAUAGCGCAUGUGCGUAUCUUUGGAUCACGAACACAAGUGAAUCUAGUGAUGAAUCUGGAAGGCUGUGAUUUGUUGGCAGAGAAGGUUGAUCGUGCAGAGUUUGUGGGUUUGCUGAAGAAGAUGUUGUUGAUAGAUGCAGAAGAAAGAAUAGCCCCGAGUGAUGCCCUUAGCCACCCUUUCGUUACCAUGAAGCACCUGUUAGACUUCCCCCACAGCAACCAUGUCAAAUCGUGUUUUCACAUUAUGGACGUGUGCUGCUCACGACCAGGCAGUUAUGAGUCUCUCAGUCGGACCAAGGCUCCAUUUAUCAGGACUGUCCCGAGCACUGGUGCAGCGCCCAACAUCACCCUGCCCCUCUGCAAGGUGACUGGCAUUCACACUCAGGCUUUAGCAUCAUCCGCCCCUUCAGUAAUGCAUCCUGGAAUACCUCUCCAGACAGGAAGUGCUCAGUUUGGUGACUCUUUUCAACAGGCACUUAUUCUCUGUCCCCCAACCUUGCAAGGCCUCCCACCCAACCCAAAGAAGUCAAUGGGAUACUCUGUGCGUAUGGAAAGUACAGUACCGCUGGUGACACAAGCCUCUGCCAUCCAGCCUCUACAGAUCAGACCAGGGGUCAUUACACAGCAAGCAUGGUCAAGUCGUCCCCAGCAGAUCCUGGUCCCCACCUGGCCUCAGAUGGCCCCAGUGGCACCUGUGGCACCUUCAGCAACAACAAUGGCCUCAGAAACAGUGGCAUGUCCACAAAGACUAGCAGAUUGGGGGAAAGUUCAUUCCCUUGGCAACCAUUACAGCUCCAUGAUGCCCCCACACCAGCCACUGUUUACCAACCCAAUGGCCAUGUCAUCUCACCAGCCUAUCAGCAUAGGGAUUGCUCAUGUGGUGUGGCCACAGCCAGCUGCUAACAAGAGAAAUAAAACAUCUUCAAACAGAAGUAACAACUUCAUGCACAGCUCCAAUUCCCAAAACACAUCAAGCCAGUCCCUAAAGAUGGUAGACAGUGCCAAAAACACAGAGGAGGUGGCAGCAGAUUGUGUAGUGGAGGCGGAGUCGGAGGCGGUGCCAGAGGAGGAGCCUGUGUGCUGCAAAGCAGAACCAGAGUACGAGGACUCAACUGUGCCUCAGAAGCAGAGACAGACCAUUGUGAUCGCCGACUCUCCAAGCCCUGCAGGCAGUGUCAUCAGUAUCAGCAGUGGAACAGAUGAGGAGGGGCCGGACACUCACAAACAUUCACUAGAGUGCAAGGGUAGCCCGGAGUGUGAGGCAUGUCAAAGCACACUGAAUAUGGAGCGUGUGUGUUCCCUUAGCAGUCCCGAUUCAACCCUUAGCACCAGUUCAUCUGCUUCAGAACAGUCCAGCGCCUCCCCCUGCAAGGGACCCAACAGUAUGUCAGAAGAUGAGCGUGAGAGUGGAUGUGAUACAGUAGACGGCUCGCCCGCGUCUGUGUCCUCCAGUCGAGCUGACAGCCCCUUCCUGGAAGCCACCUAUAUCAAUGACAACAACCAGAACUGCAAAGCCAGUGGAAGCACAGAGGCUGAGUCUACCAAGCUGCCCGUCCGCACCAUGGUGGUGCCGCCCAUGCGGGUUCAGAAUAAUGAGCCAAUGGGCCUCACAGAGCCAUCGUGCCCCCCCAAAGGCCGCAGUGGUACCAACAGACAACCGCCCUACUCAACAUUACUGGUGAAUCGCCAGCAGAAGACAGCACAGGCUUUCCCGCCCCUGCAGCCCUCUCAACCGCAGCUCCCCUUUGGACAGGUCCAGCAUUAUGGGUUGUCCAACCAGGAGUGGAACGGCAACUAUAGUCACCGCCGACCUCAAGCGUUCAUCCCGCCCACCAUUCAUGGCCACACAUUCACACUGCCUCACGGCAGUCCCACCCACACAGCCCACCCUACUCAAACACACCUAGGUGUCCACCCUCACACCCAGCCGACUUUAUUGUCCUACCCCCCUUCAGGGCCCCUGGUAACAAAUGCCCCGAUAGCCCAUCUCUUGGCUUCACCUGGGGCGACACGGAAUCACAUCUUUCAACCGGCUUAUGGCCUCUCCCAUCCGGCGGGACACCUAGUGCACCAGGUCACUGUGGGGCUCAACCGCCUCUUGCCCUCUCCAACCCUCCACCCUCAAAGCCAAUUCAAGCCUCUGUUCCCCCCACACUCCUUCAUCGCAUCACCUGCAUACGCAGGCUUUCCGCUCAGUCCCACCAAACUAAACCAGUACCCAUACAUCUGAGACUUGCUUUGCAACCCUCCGGAGGGCCGCCGACAUGGAGGUAAUGCCAGGCUCUCGGUUGAAACCACAUGCCACCUGGUUCUCGCACCUAAAGCCAUGGUGCAAAAUAAUUAUGUAGACUUGAUUGAGUGCAAUUAAAAUGAGCUUUAAAAAAGGAGGGUUUGGAAAGCCUUUAGCAAGUAGGUAAAGAAAGUGAAUGGUUGAGAAGCAAGCGAUUGGAUAAAUAAGAAAAAAAAAACUGUUUUGCACAUUUGAUACAUCACCUUAUCAGAUUUUCAGAUCUUCAGAUUUGAGUACUCCUCUAAUAUAUAUCAACAACAGAUGGUGUCCAAAAUCAUGUGAUGGUCAACUUAUUUUUAUACAUUGCCUUUACCUUGUAUACAACGCGUUUGUUUGUACAGACAGCCCUGUAUGUUGUUCACAACAUAAAAUGUGUCCACUUGCUGUGUUUUCUUGCGUUCCAAGUGUUUGUACCUUUCUCUGCGUCUUUGGUGUCGUUUGGAAUGGAGUCUCCUAAAGGAGUCGUUCAUCACACGCUGCAUGUGUUGCAUGAUGUUGAUCAGAGAGAAGCCUGUAGAGGCUCUUGAUGUGCCUAGAGGCUCGCUGCAUUGUUGUCUCCAGCCAUAGUGCCUUAUAUAUCGGCAGUCAUUUGUGUUCUACUACACUAUCUCUCUGUGUAUAUACAAUGUGUUUGUGUGUGUACGUGUCCUGGACUGCAGCACUUGCAAUUCAAAUCAGUCUGUGCAUUCUUUGUGUGUGUGUUUUUAUGUAUUACGUAUAUAUACACACUGGUGUAUUAUUUCAUGCAUAAUUGGCAUCAAUGUACUGCAUUGCACAAACCGCAGUGCUUAUUUUUGGAUCCGAUGUAUAUUUGAGAUGUAGUGAGUUAAUUUUUGCAUAAUUUCUUCGUAAGACAGCAUGCUUUUGCUGCUGCAAACGCUUGCUGUUGGAUUUGUUCUAAUUCUCUUUUUUUUUUUCGUUAUCUUAAAUUAACUAAUUGUGUAGAGUAUACAAUGAAUUUCUAUAUAGAAAAAAAAUCGACAAACCGAACAGUAUUUGUACUGUUUAGUAAAACUGCAAUACAAUCUAUAUAGUUUGUUUUUCUUUUUGUGUGUGUGUUUAGUUCUUUGGGUUUGUGUGUGUUUGUGUUUGCUGUGGUGGGCAUGGCUUCGACUAGAUGAAGCCACAAAUGCAAAUAUCGGUCUUUGAUUCAGGGUCAUGGAUUGAUCUUAGCCUGAGCAGACCAUGCAGUAUUUGAUGUAUAGACACAUAUGACUAUGAGUAUAUAUCUAAUAGAGCUAGUUUAUUUAGUGCUGAAGCUUGACACAGUGUGUUUAAGGUGUGCAAUUAUCAUUUAUGCAUGUGUGAAUUGAUUUUUUUUUCUUUUAAUUAUAUCAUUAUAUCAUAUGUUGAAAGCUUGUUGGUGUCAAUUGCAUUUUAUACAUUCCGUCAGGGAGAAAUAAAUAUAUAUUGUG
Messenger RNA from Carassius carassius (crucian carp), 5627 nucleotides. RefSeq names its product homeodomain interacting protein kinase 3b (gene hipk3b). Lineage: Eukaryota; Metazoa; Chordata; Actinopteri; Cypriniformes; Cyprinidae. The coding region runs from base 340 to 4152 and encodes 1270 amino acids. Gene Ontology annotation, biological process: peptidyl-threonine phosphorylation; peptidyl-serine phosphorylation. Gene Ontology annotation, cellular component: cytoplasm; nucleus; PML body. Gene Ontology annotation, molecular function: protein tyrosine kinase activity; ATP binding; protein serine/threonine kinase activity. The record is from RefSeq and is a predicted model, not a curated record. The transcript has 16 exons.